GCUGAGGACACAACACUAGAACCCGUCUCUGUUCUGUCUCUACUGCUCACAGUGCGAGUCUGAUUCUCUCCUCACAUCUGCCUGGUCAUUGUCAUCAACUUGGGGAAUACAAACAUCUGCGAAGAAUCUGUUUGAAAAGGACAGACGGCCCUCUCAGCCCCCCUCCCCACACCCCAGUGAUGCUUAGCUGCUGUACCCCAGAGGCCCGCCUUGGCAGUUAGAGGAGAGGUCAUCACCAUGACGGCGUCCUCGCAGGACUCCACGCCCUCGUCUGUGGCCGGCCUCUUCCUGCUGCUCCUGCUCCCAGCUGUCCUCACGCAGUCUGCUGUCCCGACGACCCCGUCGUUGUUUGACCCUCUGACCCAGCCAGAGUGCACGAAGAAAGAGCAUCCAAAGGUUUCAAUCCAAGCACUCAGUCCGUGGAUUUCCACUUUCUCCUGCCCCGGCGUGAGAGACUUCUCCCAGCUCACCCUUGACCUGACGAGGAAUGAGCUUAUUGUGGGUGCCAGAAACCACCUGUUCAGACUGGACCUCAGUAACAUGUCGCUGAUACAGGCGACAGAAUGGGCACCGGACGAGGAAACCAGGAGGUCCUGUCAGAGCAAAGGCAAAACAGAGAUUGAAUGUCAAAACUACAUCAGGGUCCUGCUGGUAAACAAGACUGAGGUCAUGACCUGUGGAACCAAUGCUUUCCAGCCACUAUGUAUUACCCGAGAGGUGGGCAACAUGAGCAGCGUGCUGGAGCGGGUGAACGGAGUGGCGCGCUGCCCGUACGACCCUCGCCACAACUCCACAGCGGUGGUGACGGAGAGCGGGGAGCUGUAUGCUGCCACCGUCAUCGACUUCUCCGGCCGCGACCCCGUCAUAUACCGCAGCCUGGGCGGCAUGCCACCUCUCCGCACUGCACAAUACAACUCCAAAUGGCUAAAUGAGCCCCACUUCAUCUCGGCCUACGACAUUGGCCUCUUCACCUUCUUCUUCCUGAGGGAGAAUGCCGUGGAGCAUGACUGUGGCAAGACGGUCUAUUCCCGCGUGGCGCGAGUCUGCAAGAACGACAUCGGCGGGCGGUUUCUCCUGGAGGACACUUGGACCACUUUCAUGAAGGCGAGGCUCAACUGCUCCCGCUCCGGGGAGAUCCCCUUCUACUACAACGAGCUGCAGAGCACCUUCUACCUGCCAGAGCAAGACCUCAUCUACGGCAUCUUCACCACCAAUGUAAACAGUAUUGCAGCAUCUGCGGUGUGUGCCUUCAACCUGAGCGCCAUUACCCAGGCCUUCAACGGGCCCUUCCGCUCCCAGGAGAACCCUCGCUCCACAUGGCUUCCCACGACCAACCCCAUCCACAACUUCCAGUGUGGUACUAUAGAUGAUGAGGGUCCCAACGAGGGUCUGACAGAGCGCAGCCUGCAGGACGCCCAGCGGCUCUACCUGAUGAAUGACGUGGUCCAGCCAGAGUCUGUUGAUCCUCUGGUCAUGCAGGAUGACGUUCGCUUCUCCAACCUGGUUGUGGAUAUUGUUCAGGGCAUGGACACCCUCUACCAUGUUAUUUACAUCAGCACAGAAUAUGGCACCAUCUUAAAGGCACUGGCUACAACCAACAAGAACCUACAAGGUUGUUACUUGGAGGAGAUGGAGCUCCUCCCGUCGGGUGUGCGGGAACCAAUCUUGAGUCUGCAGAUCCUACACAGCGACAGGUCGCUCUUCGUUGGGCUCAACGACCGAGUCCUGAAGAUCCCGCUGGAGAGGUGCUCCACCUUCAAAACUGAGACGCUCUGCUUGGAGGCGAGGGACCCCUACUGCGGCUGGGACUUUAGGCAGCGCAGAUGCACCACGCUGGAGGACAGCUCCAACAUGAGCCAAUGGAAGCAAAACAUCACGGUUUGUCCGCUGCGGAAUCAAACCACCAACGGAGGCUUCGGAGCCUGGGCGCCCUGGCAGCCCUGCAACAACGAUGACAGCGUGGAUGGCGUGAGCUCCUGUUUGUGUCGCUCCAGGUCAUGUGACAGCCCCGCGCCGCGAUGUGGGGGCAAAAACUGUGAGGGCCCCACCAUCGAAGUCUCCAACUGCUCCAGAAAUGGAGGCUGGACGCCUUGGUCGUCAUGGGGACAGUGCAGCACAACCUGCGGUACGGGCUUUGAGCUGCGACAGCGUUCCUGCAACAACCCCUCACCUCGACACGGCGGCCGUGUGUGUGUGGGGCCGAGCAGGGACGAGAGGUUCUGCAAUGAAGGAGUGUCCUGUCCUCAGCCCAUCUUCUGGUCCCCGUGGGGCUCCUGGACCAAGUGCAGCACAGAGUGUGGAGGAGGUGUCCACUCCAGGGUCCGCACCUGUGAAAAUGGCAACAGCUGCCCAGGAUGUGCACUGGAGUACAAGGCCUGUAACCUGGAGGCGUGUCCAGAGGUAAAGAGGAACACACCUUGGACUCCCUGGAUGCCCGUCAACGUGACUCAGGGCGGAGCUCGCCAGGAGCAGAGGAUGCGCUACAUGUGCCGGGCCCACCUGUCCGAUCCCCACGAGCUGCAGAUUGGACGCCGGAAGGUGGAGACGCGCUUCUGUCCCAAUGAUGGAACAGCAGUCUGCGAAACGGAUACCCUUGUCGAGGAGCUGCUGAAGACGCCGGUGGUGAGAGUGGCCGGUGCCGGCUGGUCAUCGUGGGAGACCUGGUCGAGCUGCUCACAGAGUUGUGCCAAAGGGUACCGCACCAGACGGCGAACCUGUUCUGGACCGGAAGGGAAGAGCGCCCCUGUUGCAUGCCGUGGGUCACCUGUGGAGUACCAGGACUGUAACGUCCAGGCGUGUCCUGUAAAAGGUGCAUGGUCCUGCUGGUCGUCCUGGUCUGUGUGCUCAGUGGGUUGUGGCGGGGGUCACUACCAGCGCACACGCUCCUGCAACAGCCCCGAGCCCACUAAUGGAGGGGACAUCUGCAUAGGACUGCACACUGAAGAGGCCCUGUGCAACACACACACCUGCGACGGUGGCUGGAUGGCCUGGUCGCUGUGGUCAGCCUGUGAUGAUUCAGGCUUGCAGAUGAGGAGUCGGGUGUGUGGUGCUCAGGGAAGCACCCCCUGUGUGGGAAACAGUACUCAGCGCAGAGACUGCAAUGAAAUACCUGUCAUUCUCCCUGCAUCUGGUUUUGAUAAGGACCAACACUGUGGAGCAUUUACCUCCAUCCACCUCAUCGCUACGGGUGUUUCCUGUUUCCUCGGGGCGGGGCUGCUGUCGUUCCUGAUCUACGUCUACUGUCAGCGUUUCCACAAGCCUUCACAAGAGUCGGCCGUCAUCCACCCCACCACCCCCAACCACCUCAACUACAAGGGCAACACCACGCCAAAGAAUGAGAAGUACACACCCAUGGAGUUCAAGACGCUUAACAAGAACAACCUGCUGCCAGAUGAAAGAUCCAACUUCUACCCGACGCCGCUCCAGCAAACAAACGUCUACACGACUACCUACUAUCCCACAGCGCUCGGAAAAUACGACUACCAGCCCAACUCAUCCCCUUCGCCGUGCAGGACCUACAACCAAAACAACAACAGCUGAGACUCGCCCCACAAGUCGCCCCCCGCCAACGAACAACACCCCGAUGCCACGGUGACAUAACUGAAUGGACACAAAGUGAAACGUUUCUCAGAGCUUGGCCAGGUUCUUCUGUUGGUCAUUGCCCCCUCUCCUCGCUCCCGUAGGCUCUUCCACUUGGCGGGUUUGUGUCUUCAAGGGCGUUUCUGGAACUUUCCAACAGGAGAUGAGGGUUUGGACAACAAGGCCUGGUGCAGUCAGGGACUUAUGCAACCAGCUGGGGUGUGUUAUUGUAAGGAAUAUAGCAGAGUCAACUCUUCAUGCUGGGAUCCAGUGGAAAAUUCUAGCAGGAUGAGUUCUGGCUUCAGACAGAUUGUUAUGACCAGGACACCCCGGCACAGGUGGCGAGUUUGGAAUCCACAAUUCUGGAGACGAGAACGAAAUAUUUUAAAUAACUUUACAUUUCUCCAGAUCUGGGUCACUUCGCUCUUCAUUACUAACUACAUUCUCAGCCUGUAAUGAACUAUGAGUCCCUCGACAACAGAAGCAGUUACUGAGACAAACGGCGCAUAUCAUUAUGUCCUUGCCACACAGCACAGAGCAAGAGAACAACAACAACAACAAAAGAGAAAACUCAAUGAAGUCGAUGAUGAAAUAAAUUAGAGAUCGAUAUCAGCCCAUUUGUCGGGGACGGAUGCACGCCCUCCAUUGUUGGCAUUUCACGUGACAGGAAAAGAUAAGAACUUCAAAGUCGAUUUUCGGAUGACUGUGUGGAAAAGUCACAGUCGGAGUUGUGAGUCGCCUUUUUGUGGACAAGGACGUAAAGAGAGCAGAGGGGGAUUGUGGGAAGCGGUCUGAACUGUACAUAAAGCUUUGGGAAUGCCUUGGGUGCCUGUAUGCAAUAGAGGGCAGGGGCGUGAUUUGUUUUCUUUCUAUUUCUUCUGUUUUGAUUUUUUUCCAAGAACAAUAAAAUACUUCUGAAAGGGAAUUAAUUGAUUCUCCAAUUGAUUCUACAAUGGAUGCAUCGAUUCUACUGAGUGCUAAAUAGCUCGGUGGUCAUAUCAAAUAUGGCCAGUGUGCUGAACAACUGGAUUGGGUUUUCUAUGAUGGUAGAAUAAGCUAGUAGACUGGCACUUGUUCUUUUUUCUUUUUUUAAAUGUUUGUUUUUUAAGAUAUUUGUUUUAUUCUCAAACGAGCUGUAGCAUAGGAGGAAAUAUUUUGUUAAAUAAGAUAUAGCUGAUUAAUUCUUGUUUCUCUAAUUUCCCUUCCCUGAAUGAACACAUUCCUUUUUGUUUUCUUGAUUUAUUUCUCAUGAGUUUGGUAUCCAUUGCAUCUCCAAUAGGCUAAUGUUAACACAAAGAUAAAACAAUAAGACUUAAUGGUAUGGUUUUUACAAAGAAUGACUGUAACAAAAGCAUCCAUUCGGCCUCGGCUUGAAAAGAAAAAAACUAAAUUAUGCUUGCUUAGAAGUUUGCCUGUGUGAAGAUCAAAAUGAGUGCAUGUGUGUGUGGAUGUGUGUACAUGCAAAGACAUGUAUCUCUGUGUGUCGUGUGCCUGGAUGAGGAAAGGGCAGUGGUUGUAUUUUGUACAAUGUAAAUGCUUUCAUACAUAUGACUAUAUACGAGGAUGUUUUUUUUUUGUUCCACGUUCUGUUGCUGACACUCCAGGCGGUCUACUGUUUUUUUUCUAUACUUCACAUAUGAGAUGUUAAUCAUCGUAAGUUAAAGCAUCACGCCUCUGGUACCCGCAGAGGUGGAAAUGACACUAUUUAUAGUCAAAGCUUGGUUUAUAAAGGGCAUUUUCACAGCUAUAUUUUAUUAUUAUUAUUGCCUGAUCGAUGAAUGCUAACCCAGCAAUGCUUUUCAGUUCAGCUACUGUACAUGCACGAGAUGAGAGCUCUAUCUGUAUAUAGGAGCGACAGCCUCCUGCAGCAACAUUUAAUGAUGACCCUGCAGAGGAUCGUGUAAAUGUAUCUGUAUAUUGUAUAGCUAACACUGUUUGUUUUAAAAAAAAAAAAAGCCUUAUAGUUGUUUAAAAAAAGUGCAGCAGCUAAGUACACACCAACCAUGAGGUUUGUUUGGGGACAGAGCUCCACACUGUGACCAGCCGCUUGUGGCUACUGACCUUUCCCAGCUGCUCAAACAUCAAAAAUCCAGACUGAAAGUAACAGCACUGAUAACGAGACACUAUCGGAUAUUACAGACCGUGUGUAGUCACAUAUAUUGCAGAAAUUGAAUUGAGGAGAAGCUGUUUUGAUCUAAACUAAGCCUGCAUUGGCUCCGUCUGAAAGCCAGUCAUCUGAUUGGUCCAUGCUGAGCUCUGUCCCCUGCGAUGUGAGGCUCUGUGCCCUUCUAUGCAACUUACCAGGUGUACUGUUAGACCUGUCAUGUAGACUGUAAUCACUGCCUUUUAGACACUGUGAAUUUUUUGGUACCCUAUAUUUUUGUAUAUUGUACAUUAUAAAGGAUAAUAAACCUUGAUGCCAACACAGCA
Molecule: messenger RNA, 6009 nt
Organism: Centropristis striata (black sea bass)
Lineage: Eukaryota; Metazoa; Chordata; Actinopteri; Perciformes; Serranidae
Gene: sema5ba
Product: sema domain, seven thrombospondin repeats (type 1 and type 1-like), transmembrane domain (TM) and short cytoplasmic domain, (semaphorin) 5Ba
Exons: 23
Coding region: 238-3540 (1100 amino acids)
Biological process (GO): semaphorin-plexin signaling pathway; negative regulation of axon extension involved in axon guidance; axon extension
Molecular function (GO): semaphorin receptor binding; chemorepellent activity
Source: RefSeq, a predicted model, not a curated record